GGUGCGCGGAAAAUGGCAGAGCUGCAGGACGCGGCGCGGCUAGUGCCUACGAGGACGACGAUAACGACGACGACGAAGAGUCGAGGUCGAGGAGGAGACGAGGCUCCCUUUGUGGCCUGAUAUCGCUCGUGAGUUAUAGUACUACUACCAGAGAGUGUUUGUGGAUGUGCGCGAGUGCGGGGCACUAGGAGGCCAGGACACCUACGCUAGCUAUAGAGACUCUGCAGCAGCAGCAGCAGCAGUACGUCCCCCCCCCCCCGGCGAUUGGGAUUCACCGAAGCUCUGGAAAAUCAUGGCAUCCGAAAGAAUGGAGUGGGUGGAGAUCAUCGAGCCGAGGACAAAGGAGCACAUGUACGCCAAUCUAACGACCGGCGAGUGCGUCUGGGAUCCGCCACCUGGUGUAGCUGUAAAGAAAACCGAUAACAAUCAGUGGUGGGAAUUGUUCGACCAGAGCACAUCUCGCUUUUAUUACUACAAUGCGACGUCCCAGAAGACCGUAUGGCAUCGACCGACCGACUGCGAUAUCAUUCCACUGGCUAAAUUACAAACUCUGAAGCAAAACACAGAACCGGUCAGCAGCGGCGGAGGAAUGGACAGUAUGAAGUGCAGCGAGCCGAAGAGGAAGGAGACGGUAUCGACUCAGACGCAAACUCCUACGCAAAUCGGCGCGUGCAAGCCGCACAGUCCGGGCGCCUCAUCGGACCUGCUGCAAACGUCUCCGCCGUCUCCGUCCCCGUCAUCUCGCCGACACCACCACCACCAUCACCAUCACAACAACAGGCACCACCACAGGCACAACGACCAGCCCGUUCAGGUCCAGCAGCAGUCCUCGCAGUACCAGCAACAAGCUCCAGCGCCUCCGCAGCAGCCGCCACCCCGACGACAUCACAAUCACUCACAGGACUCGGGCAGAUCGAGCGACAGUUCCGUCUCGCACAGUCGCACCUCCCUCGAGUCCGGCAGCUAUCGACUUCUCGACUCGCCUCACAGGCAUCAUCAUAGGUCUCCCAAUCAGCCGCCCCCGCCGCCCAUUAGUUCCUCCCAGAGACAAGGGGGUGGCGGCGGUGGGACCAUGGAGAUGAGGGGCCAGAAGAGCGGGACUCUCGAGGCCAUGAAGAACCAGAAAAGUCUACCGCCCAGCGAGCCGCCCCCACCGCUGGGACUGUCGCUGUCCACCAGCACGCCCUUGUUCAAGAAGAAAACCUUCGCCGAGCCGCAGAGGGAGUCCAGGCGCGACGUUCACCUGGACUUUGAGAAGAGCAAGAAUGGGAUCAGAAAUUCAGAAUUUCGCGAGAUAUUAGAAGCAGCACUGAGAGGUCGAGUGCAGGCGCAGGAAAGCGGUCGAAGUCCGUACGGCCAUCCUCAGCAAGAAUCCAGCAGCACAUCGCCGUAUCGUGAGUCGGGCGGCGAGCGUAGCUUCCGCCAACAGCAGGAGGCGCCAGUCUACAGGCCUCCAGACCAGCAGCAGCAAAGCUACAGUUACAAGUCUCAGGGCGACAAGUACCGCUCGCUGAUGGAGAGCAGCGGAGGAGGAGGAGGAGGAGGUGGAGUCAGCAGCCGGUACCGGGACCGCGAGGUUUCGCACCGCGAUCGCGUCAACAGCCUCGACAAGUCGAACCCGGCCUUCUAUGGGGGCUCGGUGCACACGCGCAACGCCAACAAGCAGCAGAGCGUUGACGGAACCGGCAGCAUCGGCAGGAGGCAUCACGGCUGCUCCGUUUCGCUCUCCGAGGCGAACGUUAGAGAAAUGUAUGGCGCCAUGAUGGCCGAGCGAAACGAUCCGGCAAAGAAUCUGGUGGUUAGGCCUGGUCAAGGUACUGGGAGUAAUGUGGCCAAACAGAGGAGCUUUGAUGUUAUGGCGGAGAGAGAUUCCAGUAGAGGAGACAGGGAGAAGGAUUUCAGGAGAGCAGUGACGUGCAAUAAUUCCGUAGACAAUACGCAACAGCCAUUAGCCCGCAGUUACAGUUUUGUGCAGCAUCAGAAGCAACAGCAAAAGCUCAGCAAGCAGUCUUCACGGCGCCGAGAUCAUGACGACGAUUCGAUGCAUGAACGCUACCUCAUGGCCCAGGGUCUGGACACUUCGCAGCAGCGACUCAGUAGUAAUAGCAGUAGCAGUAACGCUAGUGAUAGCAGUGGUAGCAACAGCGCCGACGCGGGUGACGAUAUUGACGAGCCCAUCGGCCUGGACGAUGGCAAAAAGAAGCGCAGCAACGGUAAUCCGAGUCCGCCACCAUCGCCGUUUUACGGCAAUCUGUUGGUCGACGCGGAUCACCUUCUGCCGCUUCAGCACUACAUACUCCAACAAGCAAAACUCUCUGGUUGUUAUAAAUUCGGCGAUCCCCUUUUAGCAGAGGAGGGUGAUGAUUCUUUAGACGAGGAGGGAGGUAGGGGAGCCGAGCUUCAUGGAAGAGCGGAUGAUGACUCUGAUGAUCAGUUCGCAGAUGACGAGGCAGCUAGUAAUCAAGGAGAUUCGUCGAGUCAAGAGUAUCUGGAAGAUCAUUAUGCAGAUUUAGGAAACUACGACACAGCUGGCCUAGCUACUUACUACAACACAGCGGAUACGCUAACCAGGCCACAGACAACGCCACCACCGCCUCCGAACAUAGUCUCCCAGGCUGAAGCGCGCGAGAGCAUCAUAGCCACGAGACCAAUAUCCCUGCCUGCUCCGACUGUGAUAACCGGGCGUAGCGGGAGCGGUAUGGGAGGCUUUGGACUGAGUGGUCUAAGCGGCACCUGCGUCGACACGACCGAUUACGACGAGGCUCGCAAGGACGAUGGCAGUGGCGGCGGCGACAUCGAGAAGUACGCCCAGGACAAUCUUAAUCUGAAUUGUGGCAGACCCAAAGGUCUGAGACUGCUCUUUAGGAAGAAGUUUAGCGUUAGAGAUAUAUUGAGCUGGAGUAAGGAUCCUAUACCUCAGCCUAUGCUGGUUGUCGUUGAUGGAGAGAAGCUUCUCAAGCGGGAGGCUUGCAAUCUUUUCCGGCUUGUUCAGGUUUACAUGGGCGAUCGCAAAGCCAACGUAGGGAUGACCCUUGACGGCGUCGCUAUGGAGAUUGUGAACACGGCAUAUUCAAAGCCACCUCUUCGCGAUGAAUUGUACGUGCAGAUUUGCCGACAGACGACCGAAAACCCGCGCAAAGAAAGUUUGCGUCGCGGCUGGGAACUUAUGGCCGUCUGUCUAGCUUUUAUUCCGCCGAGUGCGACAUUUGAACCGUAUCUGGAGGGCUACAUGAAUCGGCACAGAGACCCGAAUUUCCAGUUCCCCGAGGUGGCCAAGUGGCCGAUACACGUUCAAGUUAGUCACUAUGCGACGGUCGCUUGUAGGCGGCUGCAGAGGAUUGGAGCUCACGGCAAGAGGCAGCCUAGGAAGGCUACGCUCGAGGACAUCGAUCAAGCUAGGCUUCAAAUUUUCCGUGCCUCCAUGUUUGGAGCGACCCUGUCUGAAGUUAUGGCUCUACAGCGUGACCGCUUCCCUCAGCGUGAACUUCCCUGGAUCCAGACAACGCUGACGCGCCAGGUUUUGAUACGCGGUGGCACCAUGACCGAAGGCAUUUUCCGAGUAUCCGCUGACGCCGACGAAGUCAACGUGCUCAAGGCUCGUCUGGACAAGUUCGAAGAUGGCGCGAUACUCGCAGCGUCUCAGGAUGCUCAUGCGCCCGCUUCGCUGCUCAAGCUUUGGGUGCGAGAGCUGUACGAACCUUUGAUUCCAGAUUCGUUCUAUCAUGAGUGCGUGAGCAUGAGACACGAAGACAUCGAGGCUUCGGCAGCCAACGUCGCUGCAUUGGUCGAGCGACUGCCUGAGUUGAAUCGCAAAGUGCUCUGCCAUCUCAUCCAUUUCCUACAGAUCUUUGCCCGACCAGACGUUGUGGCUAGAACAAAAAUGGAUGCAAGUAAUUUAGCCAUGGUUAUGGCUCCGAAUAUACUGAGAUGCACCUCACAGGAUCCUCGGGUUAUUCUAGAGAAUGCUCGUAAAGAAAUGGCCUUUGUGCGCACGAUGAUAGAAACCCUGGAGACCGCCUGGGUAGAGGACCUCCACUGACCUACUCGUCAGCUCUAGAUAAACACUCUAGACCACUAUGCCAAAUGAAUCCAAUGUAUAUUCAUUAUUUAUCACGUAUAAUUACCAUCGUAAUUGUGGUUUUAAUUGUCGCUAUUUUGCGAUCUGUGAGUCAAGCCAAUUAUUUUUCACUUUGCUUCAACGAGAGAACGAACAAUUUUAUUGUAAUUACGACGAGAAAAUUUCAAGAAAAUAUGGUACCAGCCACGAUGACGAGCGUUGUACAAAUUUUCUAAUGUCAGGAGCAAUAGCGAUGUGUAACUUGUAAAGAUUUCUGCAAUAGCAAUCUAUAGGAGUGUGUAUUAAUUAAAAUUAUACAAGCGUGAAGACAAUUUUAACUCAAUGUGGGACUUAUAUAGGGUGUUCAGUUGUAAUGACAAGAAUGUUUGAAGCCACACAUGUUCCUUGCUCGCUUAAACUACACGAAAGAGAAAAGUAUUUUUAAUGCAGUAAAUGCUUUACUUUUUAUUUUUCGCAUUUAACGCAUUCUCCGUUUGCACGCAAUAGAAUACGUACAUAUAUAUUUUUGAGAUCCUAUAGAACAUUUGUAGUAGAAUUUCCAACGUUUUAAUGAUUUUUCUCCUUGUAUUUACGAUAAAAUUCUGUUCCAUGCAUUUAAAAUAUUUUUUGGUUCAUGCAUUAGAAGAGAAAGUCAAUCGAGUCAUGCUCGCCGUGUGACAAAUUUAUUCCUUUGAUAAAAACUUGUAAAUUGUGCAUAGGAAAAACGUUUAUCACGUCGAAAGUAAGAAAUGAAAUUGUCAUUCGGCGAGAUUAUAACACCCGAUUCACCUAUAUCACCUUCCUAUUUAUUAUUUCUAUGUAAUGAAAAUUCUAUGUUGCAUACUAGAGAUUAUUAGAUUUUUAUUAUGUACAUCGCUAUAGAACGAAUAUAUAUAAAGUAUAUAUAUAAAAAAAUAUAUAUAUAUUUUAAUGCCCCUUGUUACCGCGCGCGCGUCAGGCGCGGAUAUGGCUUUUUUACUCGAAUUGAUUGUUGAAUCUCAUGUAACAUAAUAUGAUGGUGAAAAAAGCAAACGAUACGUUACCGUGUAUAGCUGCACCCCGCGAUGACUUUUUGUAUUUAAGCGAUAAAGUAACGCGUAUGACGUAUAAAGUAAACACGCUGCGAAGAACUAGCAAGCCAUACUCGAUGUGUUUUCUUUGAUUUUUUAAUUAUUAUUAUUAAUUAAUAUUAUUUGUAAAAAUGCAUAUUUCCUCGUCAACUUUCCAAAGAAAACCUAUCAUUCUUUUACGUAAUUUGUGAAUCUUCUUAGUUUCAUAAUGUCACGCAACUAACCAUAUUUCCUUUUGUAAAAAGAAAAAAUUAGGAUCGAGUGUUUGUAUAUAGAGUGCCGUGGAUGAACAAGAAAACUAUAAGAAAAGCCUCUCUCUCUUUGGCGAUCUUUAAAUUAUUGAUUACAAUAGUGUAUCGCAAAAUGCUACCGUUUCAACGCUAUAAAAGACUUGUUAAAAAAAGUUAUUGUAUAGAACGUACAGAGCUACCGUACAAAAAACUUCAUGAGACGUAUCUUACGUAUGAUUUAGAAAGUACUCACUGAGCAUUGCUUCUGAUGCUACCUUUUGUAUAAAAAAUAAUGAAUCUUUUGCGUUUGAGCUGUACAGAGUUCUAUGAAAAAAAAGGAAAUCACGUGAAACGUGUUGACGGUUGGCGUAUGACAAUUGUGGUGAAAAAAUUCCAAAGACAUUCGAAAUACUCUUUCGAAUACUCAAUUCAUUUAGUUUUUAUUGAUUUUCAAGUGACAAUAAGCGCUUUACGUUUAUUUUGUAAUGUGUAUCUACAAGCUUUUUUCAUACUAUCGAUGAUGAAAUAUACAUCGAAAAAUAAAAAUGUAACGUUAGUUUAUCAUUCAGAUUAAUGAAACCUUAAAUAAACUGUAUCGUUUGAUUAUUUUUAUUCGACAAUAAUUUUUCUUCCAAGUGAACCGCAAUAUAUUAAUUCACUUAAUGUGACUCAAAUAUAUCGUGAGUGCUUUGACCUUGCGAAAUGUGCUUCAAGCUUAUUGAAUGGUGGACUGGUUAAUUUUACAGCUUUCAAUGCGCUGUAUAAAUCAAAGCUUAUUUGGUUGAAAAGUUAUACGUAUCGUAGUGUUCGUUUUUAAAAUACAAAUAAAGACUUAAUAUAUUUUUGUAAUUCACACAUUUAUAUUACUAUGAGCAUAAAAUUAUUUUCUGAAUAUUACUAACAAUGAAAUAUCACAAUCAUACAUAUUGCUCAUCGAUUUUAAUUCAUUUUUAAUUUAAAUUUUAAACCUGUAUAAAGAUUAUAUGCAUAUCAUGUAGGAAAUUCAAAAUAUUAGAACUAUCUAUUAGUCCACUGUUCAAAUGGCUUAUAGAAUUUUGAAUAUUUUUCAUAAAUCUCCGCGCAGCUCGCCUUAACCGCUACUAAAUCUUGGUCUUCUAGUUGUACGACUUAGUCGCAUUAUUUACGAGAUUCACAAGGUAGAGUCUAUCAAAAUAAAUACUAGUAAAAAUUACUCUUUAAGAGCGAAACUUCCGCUCGCGUAAUCUACGUCUGGCUGUUAUGGCUACUUUAGAGAAAAUAGAAACAUUAGCGUUCAUUCUAUAUAGCGCUUCUUUGUUAAUUGAUAAAUCAACGAACAAGAACUUUGAGUGAUCAGAAGAAUAAGCUCGCUACCCUCUUCCGACAAUAGGCGAAAUCAAAUGUUUGAUUAUAAAGAAAAAAAUGUAGAUUUUGUCCAAUCGUAUGGAUAUAUUCAAUUCUGAAUGAAUAUUUUAUGAACUUGAUUUAGUCACUGUACAAAGCAAUAUUUUAAUUAUGUAUGAAUUGCGUUUUUUUAUUGUAUAGAAAUCUCUAACGUUAAUUAAUUUUCACUUUUUAAUACGUUCAUUUAAUUUAAUUGUUCCAGUCAAUUACAUUAUGUAUCACAUUAUUUAAUUAUAAACUUAAAUCUAGCGUAUAAUAGCGGAAAAAUUUAUACAAACACAUACAACACCAUCAAGAUCAAUAAAUUCUAUCUAGUAUAGAAGAUGAAACGUAACUAUUUAAGAUGUUGGAGGAUUGUUUCGAAAUUGUACUGUUCAACUGCAAUAUCUUACUGUUAAGUAGUAACUAGAAGACCUUUGAAUAAAAUGCAAUAAUUAUUUUGUAAAAUAUUUUGUUCACUCUAGUGAUUUAUUCACAUAUGCUAUACCUAAUUUAAAAAAAAGAUGAAACCGCCAAUUAGUUUAAAAUUAUUUGCUGUAGGUAUUCGAUGUAGCUUGUGAAUUAACUAACGUCGCAUUAUGUUUUACAUUAAUCAGUUAAUAAAAAAUUUUCCAAA
Messenger RNA from Nasonia vitripennis (jewel wasp), 7356 nucleotides. RefSeq lists its product as uncharacterized. Gene Ontology annotation, biological process: signal transduction. The coding region runs from base 293 to 4039 and encodes 1248 amino acids. NCBI's taxonomy places the organism in Eukaryota, Metazoa, Arthropoda, Insecta, Hymenoptera, Pteromalidae. Gene Ontology annotation, molecular function: GTPase activator activity; protein binding. The record is from RefSeq and is a predicted model, not a curated record. Gene Ontology annotation, cellular component: cytoplasm; cytoskeleton. The transcript has 15 exons.